This is a messenger RNA of Prorocentrum cordatum, 378 nucleotides long. The record is from the annotation of a GenBank genome assembly. NCBI's taxonomy places the organism in Eukaryota, Dinophyceae, Prorocentrales, Prorocentraceae.
AUGAGCAAGAUCGUGAACCUCCUCGUCGACAGUGAAGCUGACAUCCUCAAUAAGCUCAUAGAGAGGAUGUCCGAAACUGGCUUGGUGCACGACCUUGUGACCUUCUUCCAGCACGAUGCCGAGCUCUUGAACAUGCUGGGCGAUCGCGCGAUUGACGGUGACCUUUCUAUUGAGGCGAGAUGGAGGCUAUUGCACACCCUGAUGUCCACAGGGAUUUCUUCCUGCAAGGGCGCGGAGAAGGCCGUGGAGAGCUUGCUCGUCAGCGUUGAGGGUGAUGAGCUGUCCGAGCUGAAGUCCAAGCAGGACAGCUCUGGAGACCGGCACUCGAUGCACAAGCUCAUCUUUGAGGACAUCGCCCGCGGUCGGUUGGCCUGCUGA